Messenger RNA from Psylliodes chrysocephalus, 3858 nucleotides. The record is from the annotation of a GenBank genome assembly. NCBI's taxonomy places the organism in Eukaryota, Metazoa, Arthropoda, Insecta, Coleoptera, Chrysomelidae.
AAAGGUUUUCUUCGCUCAAAAAGUCUACCAUUUGUUAAAUAGCAUGCAUUAAAAUUAUUAAAAAAAUAAAAGUUUAAAUUUGGCGCCAUUCGCGACCAAUCAGUACACCGUUUUACAUCAAAAAUAUAUUUUAAACUGGAAAAAUGAAGAAUUUUAAGCAUGGGAAAGUAGUAGGCCAUAGUCUGUCAAUAAAAAAGAAGAUUAAUUAGUGGUUGUACAAUCGAAAGUAAAAGUGUACAAUUUUGACACUGAAAGUUGUACAAUUCAAAAAUCCCUAGGAACAACACUGAGCCGGAUGCCAGCCUUCUAGGGUAGUGGACCAGUGGACGGUUUAAUUUAAUGGAUUUCGCGCCCAUGUAUUGUUUAUAAGUGAUUCGGUAACCUUUUAGUCAAAUAUCUUACAAUAUUAAAAAUCGGAUAAUUCUUUUAGUAGGUUUCUUCUUGAUAUACAGAAAAAUGUCCGCUGAAGACUCAGUAGAGGCUGUUGCUGUUGCUGAAACCUCCGUCACAAGAGAUGAGGUCGAGACUGCAGUGCUUGGCCAAAAUGAAUCAUCCUCAGACACUACUUCAAAGGGUGAAGACUUUGAAAUCAAAGUUGCUUCAGAUAGAGGAAGGCGAUUCGAUUAUCUACUUAAACAGACUGAAAUUUUUUCACAUUUUAUGAAUCAGUCUAAAACUCCUACAAAACCUAAAACUGGGCGGCCUAAAAAAGAAAAACCUGAAAAGCCUGUGGACACAGCUGAUUUGAGGCAUAGAAAAACAGAACAAGAAGAAGAUGAAGAACUUUUGGCGGAAACGAAUCACAAAACUAAACCUACGACACGAUUUGAUGCUUCUCCAUAUUAUAUAAAGAAUGGAGUAAUGAGAGAUUAUCAGGUUCGUGGUUUAAAUUGGAUGAUAUCUCUUUAUGAAAAUGGUAUUAAUGGAAUAUUGGCAGAUGAAAUGGGUCUUGGAAAAACUUUACAAACUAUUUCUUUACUUGGAUUUAUGAAACAUUAUAAAAGUACUGCCGGACCACAUAUAGUUAUUGUUCCAAAGUCCACUCUAUCCAAUUGGAUGGCUGAAUUCAAAAAAUGGUGUCCAACUUUACGAGCUGUUUGUCUAAUAGGAGAUCAGGAAGCCAGGAGUACUUUCAUUAGAGAUGUGUUGAUGCCGGGGGAAUGGGAUGUUUGUGUGACAUCUUAUGAAAUGUGCAUAAAAGAAAAAUCCGUCUUUAAAAAAUUCAAUUGGAGAUAUAUGGUAAUUGAUGAAGCUCACCGCAUAAAAAAUGAAAAAUCUAAACUUUCGGAAAUUCUUAGGGAAUUUAAAACCACCAAUAGACUGCUUCUAACUGGUACUCCAUUACAAAAUAAUUUACAUGAACUUUGGGCUUUGCUUAAUUUUCUGCUUCCCGAUGUAUUCAAUUCGUCUGAUGAUUUUGAUGCUUGGUUCAAUACCAACCAGUGUUUAGGCGAUAAUCAACUGGUAGAGAGACUGCAUGCUGUACUAAAACCGUUUUUGCUUAGAAGAUUGAAGUCUGAGGUAGAAAAAAAAUUAAAACCAAAAAAAGAAGUUAAAGUUUAUGUUGGAUUAAGCAAAAUGCAGAGAGAAUGGUAUACCAAAGUGUUGAUGAAAGACAUUGAUAUUGUUAACGGCGCGGGCAAGGUGGAGAAAAUGCGAUUACAAAAUAUCCUUAUGCAGUUAAGAAAAUGUACUAACCACCCUUACUUGUUUGAUGGUGCUGAACCUGGUCCUCCUUAUACAACUGACUCUCACCUUGUAUACAAUUGUGGAAAAAUUGUUUUGCUAGAUAAAUUGUUACCCAGGCUCAAAGAACAAGAUUCCCGAGUACUAAUUUUUUCACAAAUGACGCGAAUGCUGGAUAUUUUAGAAGAUUAUUGUCAUUGGAAGCAGUAUCAAUAUUGUCGUUUGGAUGGUCAAACCCCCCAUGAGGACAGACAGAGACAGAUAAAUGAAUUUAAUGAAGAUGGUAGCAGCAAAUUUAUUUUUAUGUUAUCUACAAGAGCUGGUGGUUUGGGUAUUAAUUUAGCAACAGCUGAUGUUGUAAUCAUUUAUGAUUCUGACUGGAAUCCACAAAUGGAUUUGCAAGCAAUGGACAGAGCUCAUAGAAUCGGUCAAACAAAACAAGUUAAAGUAUUCAGAUUUAUUACCGAAAAUACGGUAGAAGAGAAAAUUGUUGAAAGAGCUGAAGUUAAAUUGAGAUUAGACAAAUUAGUUAUUCAGCAGGGCCGCCUGGCAGACUCCAAAGGACAAACUUUAAAUAAAGAUGAAAUGUUAAAUAUGAUCCGACAUGGUGCUAAUCAUGUAUUUGCUUCAAGAGAUUCCGAAAUCACAGAUGAAGAUAUAGAUACAAUAUUGCAAAAGGGAGAAACGAAAACAGCUCAACUUGCUCAGAAAUUGGAAUCUCUGGGUGAAUCAUCGCUUCGCAAUUUUACUGUUGAUACUCCCACUGAAUCUGUUUACCAAUUUGAAGGGGAAGACUACCGUGAAAAACAGAAAACAAUCGGUGUAAGUAAUUGGAUUGAACCGCCAAAGCGAGAAAGAAAAGCAAACUAUGCAGUAGACGCUUAUUUCAGAGAAGCCUUAAGGGUUUCAGAACCAAAAGCUCCUAAGGCUCCAAGACCACCUAAGCAGCCUAUUGUGCAAGAUUUUCAGUUCUUUCCACCUAGGUUAUUUGAGCUGUUGGAUCAAGAAAUCUACUAUUACAGAAAAUCUUUGGGAUAUAAGGUACCUAAAAAUUUGGAAUUGGGGCCUGAUGCUUCAAAACAACAAAAAGAAGAACAAAGAAAAAUAGAUGAGUCUGAACCGUUAACUGAAGAUGAACAACAAGAAAAAGAAACCUUAUUGACUCAGGGAUUCACUAAUUGGAGUAAACGUGAUUUCAAUCAAUUUAUUAAAGCCAACGAAAAAUUUGGAAGGGAUGAUAUAGAAAAUAUCGCCAAAGAUGUUGAAGGGAAAAGCCCAGAAGAAGUAAUGGAAUAUUCUGCUGUUUUUUGGGAAAGAUGUCAUGAAUUGCAGGACAUUGAUAGAAUAAUGGCCCAAAUAGAAAGAGGAGAAGCUAAGAUUCAAAGGAGAGCAAGCAUAAAGAAAGCUUUAGAUGCAAAAAUGGCAAGGUACCGAGCUCCAUUCCAUCAAUUACGGAUAUCUUAUGGUACAAAUAAAGGAAAAAAUUAUAUGGAAGAUGAAGAUCGAUUUCUAGUAUGUAUGCUUCACAAACUUGGUUUUGACAGAGAAAAUGUAUAUGAAGAAUUAAGGGCAGCUGUUAGAGCUUCUCCACAAUUUAGAUUCGAUUGGUUUUUAAAAUCUAGAACUGCCAUGGAAUUGCAAAGACGAUGUAAUACAUUGAUUACACUCAUAGAACGAGAGAAUGCAGAGUUAGAAGAACGAGAAAAAAAUGAGAAGAAAAAGAAAAUGCCUAAAUCUUCUAAUGUUGUUGGUACUCCUACAGUUUUAGGUUCAAAAUCUUCACAGAAAAGAAAGCUUGACAGUACAGGUGGCAGUGUUGAGAAAAAGAAGAAGAAAAAAUGAAAUAUGUUUUUUUAUGUGCCGUCACUCUACAGUUGACAGUGACAGUUCAUAUUAUUUUUUGUAUUAAUUAGAAUUAGAGGAAAGUUUGUAAUUGUUUAUUUAUUUACCAUACAAUUUCUUUGUUAAUAAGGCUUUGUAGAAGGUGUUGAAUGUAAUUUUCAAUUACAACAUUUUUAAAUUAAAACAAGGAUUUAUUCAACUAAGCAUUUAUAGAAAUUGUCAAGUUACAAAGUGUUUUUAAAUUAAAACUGUGACUAUUAAAAAAUAUAUGUGAGGUAAACACUUUUUCAAGUUUUACAUAUAUUUACUUUUAAGAAUUUUUUUAGCAAC